This is a messenger RNA of Lycium barbarum (goji berry), 780 nucleotides long. RefSeq lists its product as uncharacterized. The record is from RefSeq and is a predicted model, not a curated record. Lineage: Eukaryota; Viridiplantae; Streptophyta; Magnoliopsida; Solanales; Solanaceae. The transcript has a single exon. Bases 1 to 780 code for a protein of 259 amino acids.
AUGAAGAUGACUUUAAAAAAAACUUGGUAUAGAAGGGUGAUUGAGAUUGAUGGAUUGCAAAUGUGGCUACAGAAAUGGUCGCCGGACUUCAAGCCGGAGGAAGAUCUCCCAACAGCCUUAGCUUGGGUGCUCCUUCCAGGUUUGCCUUUUCAUCUUCAUACUUGGCAAUAUUUGAAACAAAUUGUAAGUCAUGUGGGAAUUCCAUUAACUCUAGAUGUUGCUACUGCGAAUAAAACUAGGCCAAGUAUGGCUAAAGUUAGAGUAGAAAUGGAUUUGAGGAAACCACAAAUUGAUCAAGUUUGGAUUGGGAUGGAAUAUGAGGACUCACCCCUAAAAGGAUUCUAUCAAAACAUUGAGUAUGAAGGAGCCCCAAAGUAUUGUAAACAUUGCAAAAAUUUAGGGCACAAUGUGUUGGAAUGCAGAGUCUUAGAAAGAAUGAAUCAGAAGAAGGAACAAGAAAAAAUUGUGAAGGCCAAGGACAGAGUUGAGGAGAUUGGAACUAUUUUAGAUGGAAAUAAAAAGAAUACUCAGAUUAUGAAUGGAGAAAAUGAUAAAAAAAAAAAAAAAGGCGACAAUGAUAAACAGCAUGAUAAGAAGGACAUAAACAAAGAAAAUGAUGAAGCUCAACAACAAACAGGUCAGAAAAAAGAAACUAUUGGAACUGAUCCUAAGACACAAAUGAUUGAGAAAGAAAAGGAUCAGGAAGGGACAACAAAGAGAAGAUUUAAGAACAAGGCAAAAAAGAAAACAGAAAAGAAGAUCCCAAAAAAAGAAGAAUAA